Molecule: messenger RNA, 914 nt
Organism: Mytilinidion resinicola
Lineage: Eukaryota; Fungi; Ascomycota; Dothideomycetes; Mytilinidiales; Mytilinidiaceae
Exons: 2
Coding region: 243-914 (223 amino acids)
Source: RefSeq, a predicted model, not a curated record
ACCUAGGAAGCAGCUCCCAAAGACCGAUGUCUAGUCCUCUGAAUCCUUACCAUGGCCCACCGGUUACGCAACCGCAAGUCUAAAAAUACGGUAUAAAAGUGGCUAGACUUCAACGCCAAUGCCUAUAUGAUUCCACCACAUCCCACCUCCCAUCAAGUUUCCUUUCAGACGCUGUCACCCAACACCAGCCACGCGGCGUCCAAGUCAUCUCUCCUCGCCCGUCACCAAAACGAACCGCGAAGAUGAAGGCAUAUACCGUCGCCGCCGCCGCCGUCCUCCUCCUAGCCGGCCCCCUCACCACCGCCCUCCCGGUGCCGGACCCAGCCGCGUUUGAAAUCUCCGACCUCGUCUCCACUCCCUCCUCCAACUCCUCAAAACUCAGCCUCCAGUCCCGGGCCCGCCCGAUCUCUCUCCCUAGUACUCCAGGUUUCAGCGGCACAUCGUCCACUCUCCAAUUCGACGCCCCUGUCCGUCGAGACGUCGGCAACGAGUACCCCGCGAUCGACGGUGGUAGUCUACCACCCAACCUGAACCAAACGCUGCUCCUCACCAAAUGCGAGCGGCUGAGAGCGGAGCAGAGGCUGCGAAAGCACCUGGUGCUGGAGCCGUGGGGGAGCGAGAAGUGUCGGCCGAUGGAUUGCAGGAAGGUGGAUCCUGUAGAGUGCCGGUUUUGCUGGCAUGUGGAGACGCCGCGGGAGGCGUGGGAGCGGGAGUACAAGCAUGGGGAUAAGUCGGUGGGGUGGUGGGAGUCUUUUCGGGGGGAGUAUAAGUGGGGGAAUGAGGGGUUUGAGGGGAUUCGGAAAGGAUGGGUGAAGGAUUUUGGCGGGGGGAGUAAUAAUGGCGGGAGGGAAAAUUGGGGGGGGGGCCCGCUUUGUGUGCAUAAGCCGCCGAGGGAAAUGGGACGGAGGAGAUGA